Messenger RNA from Anoplopoma fimbria (sablefish), 555 nucleotides. It is a transcript of the gene atp5if1a, whose product is annotated as ATP synthase inhibitory factor subunit 1a. The record is from RefSeq and is a predicted model, not a curated record. Gene Ontology annotation, biological process: negative regulation of ATP-dependent activity. The transcript has 3 exons. Gene Ontology annotation, cellular component: mitochondrion. NCBI's taxonomy places the organism in Eukaryota, Metazoa, Chordata, Actinopteri, Perciformes, Anoplopomatidae. Gene Ontology annotation, molecular function: ATPase inhibitor activity. The coding region runs from base 92 to 418 and encodes 108 amino acids.
GACCUAAAAAAUUCCGCAUCUCGAGCUAGAACAGAAAAAACACCAGAGUGGUCUCUGCCCUGCUGCAGCUGCACCUAAUAGGAUCAGUAUCAUGUCAAGGUUUCUACUUAGAGCAGACAUAAGGAGAUGCGUCGCCUCUCAGAUUAGAAUGGCCUCUGAUCAGCUUGGCGAAUUGGGCAAGGGCGCAGGCAAAGGUGGAGGCGGAGGAGGCUCUGUGAGGUCGGCAGGGGGUGCAUUUGGAAAGAGAGAAGUGGCAGAAGAGGAGCGUUACUUCAGGCAGAAAGAGAAGGAGCAGAUGGAGGCGCUGAGAAAGCAUCAUGUGGAGGAGAUUGAGCACCACAAAAAGGAGAUUGAGCGCCUACAAAAGGAGAUUGACCGUCACAAGGGCAAAAUCAGAAAGCUGAAUCAUGAUGACUAAACUGGGAAGCCUGUUGUAUUUUCUCCUUUCAACAUCUGGUUGCCACGUCAAUCGUUAUCCAAUACUGAUUUAUUGACUGCUGGUCAAGGCAGGUCCAACAUAAAUACCAAUAAACCAAUAAAGCCCUUAAUUUUAAA